Messenger RNA from Cyprinus carpio (common carp), 3138 nucleotides. Its product is annotated as transmembrane anterior posterior transformation protein 1 homolog. Lineage: Eukaryota; Metazoa; Chordata; Actinopteri; Cypriniformes; Cyprinidae. Gene Ontology annotation, biological process: positive regulation of cilium assembly; maintenance of protein localization in endoplasmic reticulum. Gene Ontology annotation, cellular component: endoplasmic reticulum membrane; ciliary basal body. The record is from RefSeq and is a predicted model, not a curated record.
CGUGAUGACGCCACAGCGAAGAUGGCGGAUUCGCUGUGUGGCGGAGCAUCCGACGAAAAAGAUCCCGAAAAUGAAGAUCACAAAGGGGUAAAAUGUCCCCGGGCUGCUGCAGCCAUAUCGAGAAAGACAGACGUCUCAGGGUCGGCGGCGAAAAUGACGGAAACUCUCGGAUAUUACGAGAAGCCCGCCGUUAAAGACGAGCAGCACGAGCAUUCAGACUCGGAUGACUCUGACGAGCCGUCUCUGCUGAGGUUCAUGUGUGCAGAGCUCACCAGGGGCUACUUCCUGGAGCACGACGGGGCCAAGUACACUGAGAGGAGGGAAAGGGUGUACACCUGCAUGAGGAUCCCCAGAGAGCUGGAGAGGUUGAUGAUCUUUGGGAUCUUCCUGUGUCUGGAUGCCUUUCUGUACGUGUUCACCCUGCUGCCCCUGAGAACUUUACUGGCCUUUCUGAGGCUGUUGACGAUACCCUGCUGCGGUCUUGGCGCUAAUGUUUGCCCUUAUUGCAGACGGAGCAGUGGCUCUCGGUUCCUGCAGCCGGCUCAGGUGUGUGACCUGCUGAAAGGUUUAAUAAUGGUGCUCUGUUACUCCAUGAUGCACUACGUCGACUACGCCAUGAUGUACCACCUGAUCCGCGGCCAGUCUGUCAUCAAACUCUACAUCAUCUACAACAUGCUGGAGGUGGCAGACCGUCUCUUCUCAUCAUUUGGACAAGACAUUCUAGACGCUCUCUACUGGACGGCCACUGAACCAAAGUCACGGAAGAGAGCCCACAUUGGAGUCAUUCCCCAUUUCUUCAUGGCCGUCUUCUAUGUCUUUCUGCAUGCCAUCCUCAUCAUGGUCCAAGCCUCUACACUAAAUGUGGCCUUCAACUCGCAUAACAAAUCUCUGCUCACCAUUAUGAUGUCCAACAAUUUUGUGGAAAUCAAGGGAAGUGUGUUCAAGAAGUUUGAGAAGAACAAUCUCUUUCAGAUGUCCAACAGUGAUAUCAAAGAGCGGUUUACCAAUUAUGUUUUGCUCCUCAUCGUGUGCUUGAGGAACAUGGAGCAGUUUUCCUGGAACACAGAUCACCUCUUGGUGCUGCUUCCUGAUGUCGUCAUGGUAAUCACGUCUGAAGUUAUGGUUGACGUCGUCAAGCACGCUUUCAUCACUAAAUUCAAUGAUAUCACAGCUGAUGUCUACAGUGAAUAUAAAGCCAGCUUGGCCUUUGAACUUGUCAGCAGUCGACAACAGAAUGCCUACACAGACUAUAGCGAUUCAGUGGCAAGAAGGAUGGGCUUCAUUCCUUUGCCUCUUGCUGUACUGCUGAUUCGAGUGGUGAUGAGCUCUGUGAAGAUCCAGGGCGCUCUCUCAUCUGUCUGUCUGCUCCUCUUUUAUCUUGGGUUGAUAACAAUGAAAGUAUUGAAUAGUAUAGUUAUUCUGGGCAAGUCCUGUCGCUAUGUGAAGGAAGCUAACAUGGAUAAAAUCUUUAAAAAACACACUGCCCAAACCUCAAAACAAAAAACCAAAAAACCAAAAAAUCAAAAACCUCCCCCACCCUCAGCUGAACCUAAAGUGCAGCGCCCCUCCAAGUCCAUCACCAAGCAGCCGAGCCCAAGAGCGAAGCCUUUUCCCCCGGCUCCACCUCCUGUAACUGAGGUGACCAGUGACCCGCCCCCAGAUUCUCCUCCUAAACCAGAGGAGAGCAGCAGCGAGACGCCACAAUCUACUGAACUUAAACACAGAGCCACCAACAAAGAUCUGUUGGAGAUUGACCGCUUCACAAUAUGCGGCAACCGAAUCGGGUGAACUACACCCCAUCACCAUAGUAACUGCUCAGGAACGAAAGUGGAGAAGACUCAGAGUCUGAGUCUGAAAUAAUUGCAAAGGCUUUCGAGUGAGUUCUUCAGCGGUGGCUACUGUUUAACUCUAACUGGAAAAUUACUCGUUUUGCCGUCCUCUCUGCUUCCAUUUCUGUGGAAUAUCUACAAAAGGAAGCAGAUCUUGUGCGUAAAGCAUUUCAAAUCAAAAUGAGUCUGUUCACGCUCGGCAGCCUGGCAAAUCACACGACGUAGAAUCUACUGUAGUAUAUGUUGCUUUAGGAUAUAUUUGUCUCGAUUUUAUCGAAAAAUCUUGAACUUCUUACAAACUUACAACUGAUGCAUAUAAAUGGAUGAAGUUAUAUAUAUUCACACACUUUUGGCUUAGAAUAACAUGCUAAACAGGUUUGCCAAUAAUGCUGCCAUUAGAAUUGAUGAGUCUGGCAAAUAUUUAUUUUUAGAACUUGAUGUUGAAGUCUGUAUUGUAAUAGAUACAUUUCUUUAAAAGACAUGACUCACAGAAAGGGAAGGUUUAGCUAAUCUAAUGCCAGGCUGCUUGAUAAUUCAGCUCUGUAUAAUAUACAUGGUGCCAAUCCAGCUGACUUAACUUUGCACUGAUUUACCACAUUGUCUUAAGCUGUACAGAAUAUUUUUGUGUUUCUAAGUAUGAAAGUUUACACCAGCUAUGAAAGAGCAAAUAACUGUUUCAUAUGAAGUGUAACGAAAUGAGUGGUUGUUUUUUUUGAAUGCACAUUGUUAGUGUAUUUUGAAAUGCAAAUCAUCUGUGACCAAUCUGAGAGAUUAUUGUUUGAUAUAAUUCAUAUUUUUGUUGUUUUAAAUGUAAUUAAAUUAUUAUCCAGUAAUUAGUAGUUCAGUAUCAUGUUUAUACUGUUUUAUAAUGGUGCUUGGAAGGUGAGGAAAGUUGAAUGUCAAUCUAAGUCUGUGCAGCCUAUGUCUAGAAUUUACCUCCAGUAUAGUCAUGAGGUACAGACGUACCAAAUGACAAGCGACUUGAAAAUGGAUGUUUCGUCAUUCUCUUUUUGACUAAAAAUGUUUUUUGAGAAGUGUUCCUGCCAUGAUCUGAAGUAUGCAUAAUUUGCAUCUGAGUAUAUUGUAUUUUGUUUUAUUAUCAUUGUAAAAAAUUUAAUUACUAUUUUUGGAGAGAUUCUGAACAGGGUUGCACAGGUAGUUGUCCUCACGGUGUGUUCUCAUUUUUUGUUUUUAAAAUGUACCAUAAUGCUAAAAAGUAGUUUCAUAUGUGAAUGUUAAAGACUAAACCAUUUGUUUUUCUGUAAUUCCAUCCCUGUUUUGGGGACGGCAAAUAAAAGUUGUUUUGUAA